AUGACGGUCGCAUCAACAAAGCAGCCCCCGCACGCGGCGGGGCCCCUCUACGCGCUCGGCCUCGAGGGCAGCGCCAACAAGCUGGGCAUCGGCGUGCUGUCGCACGACCCGGCGACGAACCAGACGACCAUCCUGUCCAACGUGCGGCACACGUUCGUGUCGCCGCCGGGGACGGGGUUCCUGCCCAAGGACACGGCCAAGCACCACCGGACGCACUUCGCCUCGGUGUGCGCGGCCGCGCUCCGGGACGCCGGCGUGAGCCCGGCCCAGCUGUCGUGCAUCUGCUACACCAAGGGCCCCGGCAUGGGCGCGCCGCUGACCAGCGUGGCCGUGGGCGCGCGGGCCCUCAGCCUGCUGUGGGAGCGGCCGCUGGUCGGCGUCAACCACUGCGUGGGCCACAUCGAGAUGGGGCGCGUCAUCACGGGGGCGUCGAACCCCGUCGUGCUGUACGUCAGCGGCGGCAACACGCAGGUCAUCGCCUACGCGUCGCAGCGGUACCGCAUCUUCGGCGAGACGCUCGACAUCGCCGUCGGCAACUGCAUCGACCGCUUCGCCCGCACGCUGCGCAUCCCCAACGACCCGUUCCCGGGCUACAACGUCGAGCAGCUGGCCAAGAAGGGCGGCGUCCUGCUCGACCUGCCCUACGCCGUCAAGGGCAUGGACUGCAGCUUCAGCGGCAUCCUGGCCGCCGCCGACGUGCUGGCCGCGCAGAUGUUCGCGCAGGACAAGCUGCUCGCCGCCGGCGGCGCGCUCAAGGAGGGCGAGACGCGCAUCACGCCCGAGGACCUGUGCUUCACGCUGCAGGAGACCGUGUACGCCAUGCUGGUCGAGAUCACGGAGCGGGCCAUGGCGCACGUGGGCUCGCGGCAGGUGUUGGUGGUCGGCGGCGUGGGGUGCAACGAGCGGCUGCAGGAGAUGAUGGGCCGGAUGGCGGCGGACCGCGGCGGCAGCGUCUACGCGACCGACGAGCGCUUCUGCAUCGACAACGGCAUCAUGAUCGCCCUGGCCGGCCUGCUGGCGUGGGAGACGGGGUUCGAGACCCGGCUGGAGGACAGUACCUGCACGCAGCGGUUCAGGACCGACGAGGUGCAUAUAGCGUGGAGGGAGGACUAG
Messenger RNA from Neoarthrinium moseri, 1113 nucleotides. RefSeq lists its product as uncharacterized. Gene Ontology annotation, cellular component: cytoplasm; EKC/KEOPS complex. The coding region runs from base 1 to 1113 and encodes 370 amino acids. Gene Ontology annotation, biological process: tRNA threonylcarbamoyladenosine modification. The transcript has a single exon. The record is from RefSeq and is a predicted model, not a curated record. NCBI's taxonomy places the organism in Eukaryota, Fungi, Ascomycota, Sordariomycetes, Amphisphaeriales, Apiosporaceae.